Messenger RNA from Aspergillus campestris IBT 28561, 1663 nucleotides. RefSeq names its product putative MFS transporter. The record is from RefSeq and is a predicted model, not a curated record. Gene Ontology annotation, molecular function: transmembrane transporter activity. Gene Ontology annotation, biological process: transmembrane transport. The coding region runs from base 133 to 1557 and encodes 474 amino acids. NCBI's taxonomy places the organism in Eukaryota, Fungi, Ascomycota, Eurotiomycetes, Eurotiales, Aspergillaceae. The transcript is spliced from 4 exons.
CUGAAUAUCCCGCCUCUCCUAUCCCAAGAACUCCCUGUUCAUGGUUUUGUUCAUUUUUCCAUUUCCCUCAAUCUCUAUCUCUUCAUAUUACCACGGUAGUGUUUUCGAUCCCAGUUGACUGCGUCCAAAAAGAUGCGAGGUCCUCAACAUCUCGACGCACAGCCUGUCGACCAGGUCGAAGGACUAUCUUAUCCUGAAAAGGCCGAUGGGGAUAUGUUAGCAAGCAUGGAGAAGGCAACCCAAUCCACACAUGAAAGCAUGGGAUCCUCUACCAUUUCCAAGGCACACCAAGAUUAUUUGAUGGAGCGUCAUGGCACAUUAGAGCUUGAUCCUCUUCCUAGCAUGGAUCCCGCAGACCCCUACAAUUGGCCUGCGUGGAAGAAACUCAUCAACCUGAUUUUGGUGGCAUUCCACGCCCUCAUGGCCACGUUUGCGGCAGCUGGUAUCAUCCCAGCAUAUAAAAUCAUCUCCGAGGAGUAUGGAAUCACCAUUCAAAAGGCCAGCUACCUUACCUCUCUCCAGAUUGCCAUCCUGGGAGGAGCGCCAUUGUUCUGGAAACCUCUGUCGAACCGAUAUGGCCGGCGCCCCAUUUUUUUAAUUUCUUUGAUCUGCAGUAUGGUUUGUAACAUUGGAUGUGCGAAAUGCACCGACUAUGCUUCUACGGCAGCCUGUCGAGCACUUCAGGCCUUUUUUAUUUCCCCUGCUUCGGCCAUCGGUAGUGCGGUGGUAACGGAGACAUAUUUUAAGAAAGAACGUGCUCGGUAUAUGGGCGUGUGGACGCUACUGGUAACCAUAGGUAUUCCCAGCGGCCCAUUCAUCUUUGGGUUUGUUACGGAACGAGCGGGCUACGUGUGGAUAUAUUGGGUCCUGGCUAUGAUCAACGGCGGCCAGUUCAUCGUGUAUCUCUUUUUCGGGCCGGAGACUCUGUAUGUCGACAGCACGCAAAACACCAACGAGCCCAGCUGGAAGCGAGAGUAUCUAUACCUCCGGCGGAUCGAUCCCACCCCAUUCUCAUGGUACGAGUUCGUGAAGCCACUGACUCUCGUGAUGCAUCCCUGCGUGAUUGUACCGGCCGCCGCGUACGCCAUGGUUUUCUGUCUCAGCAACGUGCUGGCGACAGUUGAAGUGCCCCAACUGCUGCAGCACAAAUUCCAGCUAGACUCGGAGCAGCUAGGCCUACAGUUCCUAGGUCCUAUCAUCGGCUCAUUUCUCGGAGAGCAGGUCGGUGGCACGAUGUCCGACGUAUGGAUGAAUAUGAACGAGAAGAAGACCCAGCGCAAACCCGAGCCCGAAUUCCGGCUAUGGCUCAGUUACCUUGGCUAUACGCUGUCUAUUGUUGGCCUGAUUGUCUUUCUUGUUUGCACUGAGCAGGCUGAACCGGGUCAUUGGGUUGUUUCGCCCAUUAUUGGCAUUGCACUCGGUUCUGCGGGUAACCAGAUCGUCACCACUGUUCUCAUCACCUACGCGGUCGAUUGCUAUCCCAUGGAGUCCGCCAGUGUGGGUGUGUUCAUCACCUUUGUUCGGCAAAUCUGGGGCUUCCUCGGUCCAUUCUGGUAAGUUCGCAGUGAAAGAAAAAUAGGAUAUCGCGUGUAGUUCGCUAACGAAGGACCUUAGGUUUCCGCCCAUGUUCGAAACAGUGGGCGUCGCUGCGAGUUCCGGGGUU